GGGGGUGGAGGAAGCCCAGGCCUUAGAGUUGGGAUGGCAAAGCUGUAAGGGCUGCUGGAGGGCCAAGUUGCUGAGCAUUUACUAAGUAGCUACUUUGUGCCAAGUGCUAGGGAUACAAAAAAAGGAAAAGAGACCCUUGCCCUCAAGGAACUCCCAGUCUAGUGAGGGAGACAACAUGCCAACAACUGCAUAGCGACACGCUACAUACAGGAUGGACUGGAGAUGGCACCAGGAUUAAGGGGGAAGGGCUUCUUGUAGGUGGUAUUUCAACUGAGACCUGGAACCUGGGAGAUGGACAGGAAGAAGUAGAUGAUUCCAGGCUUGGGGAGUGGUUGCCUGGAGGAAGGCACAGUUGGGAGACUGAGCUGGGUCACAGGAUGGAAAACUGGGGAAAGGAGAGUGAGGUGUUUGCUCAGUUGAGCAAAGGGGCUAACGCUGGCUCCUAGAAGUGGGCAGCCGCUGGAGGAUAUUGAUCAGAGGGACGACUUGGUCAGACCUGGGCAUUAUACUUGUGCUGACAGCUUAGGAGAGGCCGGGCUGGAAUGCGUGGACACUGCAGGCAGGCCUCCCCUCUGGAAGACUGGACAACAUCUUGGAAUGGCAGCUGGGAGGGGCCUUAAAAUUCAGAGCAUAGAACAACUGGGAGAGACGGCAUAGAAUGUGGAAUGUCAGAGUUUAGGAGUACUUUACAAUGUUAGAGGUGGGGAGGGGGGUUUAGAACAUAAGAAUGGCACGUAAAAACGGGAUGUAGAAGGUGCCAGGUCAGAGCUGGGGGGGACAUCAGAACAGGGAAUGGCAGCGCCCAGAAUCACCUUCCAUCCCAGGACAGUCAAGAACCGCCUUCAAACAGGGAGAGACGAGAAGGAGCUAAGUAUGCUGACCAUGGGGGCAGCCCGGGACCUUCAGCCAGAGAAAACAAUUUCAGGGCUGGAGGCAAGCGGUCCCAGGGAGUAGCCUGGGGAAGAUCAGAGCAGGCGCAUUCCCAUAGGACCAGCUGGCGGUUGCUCUGCGGCUGCGCAGGGCGGGCUCUCGGCCGGAACCUUGAUGCGCGCUGUUCUCGGCACCUACGGACUGCCGCGAGGAGGGCGCCGGGGCGGGACGGGGAGGAUGCGCCCGUUGUCCGGGGCAACGGUUGACAAGAUGGCGGCAGACGGGGACUCGGCGGGCAGCCGCGGCGAGAGUACUGAAGUCAAUUCCAAAUGGCUGGACGCCCACUAUGACCCUAUGGCUAACAUCCACACUUUCUCUGCGUGCCUGGCACUUGCAGAUCUCCAUGGUGACGGCGAGUACAAGCUGGUAGUGGGGGACCUGGGUCCUAACGGGCGGCAGCCACGACUAAAGGUGCUCAAGGGACCAUCAGUGCUGACUGAGAGCCCACUGCCCGCCCUGCCAUCUGCUGCCACUGCUUUUCUCAUGGAACCCCACGAGCCUCGGACCCCAGCACUGGCAUUGGCCUCUGGCCCCUGUGUGUACAUCUACAAGAACCUGAGACCCUACUUCAAGUUCAGCUUGCCUCCCCUGCCUCCUAAUCCCCUGGAGCAGGAUCUCUGGAACCAAGCCAAGGAGGACCGGAUUGACCCUUUGACCCUAAAGGAGAUGCUGGAGGGGAUCAGGGAGAAGGCCGAGGUGCCUCUGUCUGUGCAGUCCCUCAGGUUCUUACACCUGGAGCUGGGAGAAAUGGGAGCCUUUGUUGCCCAGCAUAAAAACCAGCCCAUCAAGCGACAGACAGUCAUCACGGCCAUGACCACUCUGAAGAAGAACCUGGCUGACGAGGAUGCCGUGUCCUGCCUGGUGCUGGGGACCGAGAACCGGGAGCUGCUGGUGCUGGACCCUGAGGCCUUCACCGUCCUGUCGAAGAUGAACCUGCCCAGCGUCCCCGUGUUUCUGGAGGUGUCGGGACAGUUUGAUGUCGAAUUCUGGCUCACGGCUGCCUGCCGGGACGGCAACGUCUACAUCAUGAGAAGGGACUCGAAGCGCCCCAAAUACUGCAUCGAGCUGAGUGCCCAGCCUGUAGGGCUCAUCCGCAUCCACAAGACGCUGGUGGUGGGCAGCACCCAGGAUAUGCUUCACAGCUUCACUCACAAGGGGAAGAAGCUGUGGACGGUGCCCAUGCCAGCGCCCAUCCUGACAAUGAGUCUCCUGGAACAGCGCUCUCGAGGUCUACAGGCUGUCAUGGCUGGACUGGCCAAUGGGGAAAUGCGCAUUUACCGGGAUAAGGCCCUUCUCGACAUCAUCCGGACCCCGGAUGCCGUGACCAGCCUCUGCUUUGGCCGCUAUGGACGAGAGGAUAACACCCUUAUCAUGACAACUCGAGGUGGUGGCCUGGUUAUCAAGAUUCUGAAGAGAACGGCAGUAUUUGGGGAAGGGGCUGGUGAGGCAGGGCCCCCCCCAGCCCAAGCCCUGAAGCUCAAUGUGCCUCGAAAGACCAGACUCUACGUGGACCAGACUCUGCGGGAGCGAGAGGCCGGCACAGCCAUGCACCGAGCCUUCCAGAUGGACCUCUACCUGCUCCGGCUGCGGGCCGCUCGAGCCUACGUGCAGGCUCUGGAGUCCAGCCUGAACCCCGUGUCCACCAGCCUUCGGGAGCCCCUCAAGCUGCAUGCUGUGGUUCAGGGCUUGGGGCCCACCUUCAGGUUGACGCUUCAUCUCCAGAACACUUCUGCGAUCCGCCCUGCCAUGGGUCUGCUGGUCUCCUUCCUGUACAAUGAGUCCCUCUACGCCCUGCCCCGGGCCUUCUUUAAGGUUCCCAUGCUGGUACCAGGACUCAGCUACCCCAUGGAGACCUUCGUGGAGUGUCUCAGCGAUAAGGGCAUCUCAGACAUCAUCAAGGUCCUGGUGCUUCGGGAGGGCCAGAGUGCACCCCUGCUGAGUGCCCACAUCAACAUGCCUGUGAUAGCCGCCUGAGCCCAGGGUGGCUGGGAGCAAGCACUAGUUAGGCAGCAACCUUGAUGCGGAGGCCAGCCCCGUGAGGGAGCUUUGGAGGCAAAGACACUGAGCCCACCCAGCUCACAGCAGCUCCUCCCCAGGACUUCUGGAAGCGUGUGUGUGUGUGUGUGUGUGUGUGUGUGUGUGUGUGUGUGAGAGAGAGAGAGAGAGAGAGAGGUCUUCCCCCUUUCCCCGAGGCCUGGCAUCUAUUGUCAUUAGCUGAGUGAGGAGCCUCCAAGCAGCCCUGUGUCCUCCCCUAUCAGGAUAGCAUCCCCAUAAAGGGUCAGAGGCCCCUGGCCCAUUUCCAGCCCUCCCUGCCUGUGCGUCCCUUCCCCGUUCUGGGUUUUGCCCUGAUGGGCCCCGAGGGCCCCUGUAGCACCAGAUAAUCCUCUGAUGGCUCCUGGGGGUGCUGGGCCCAGCAUGCCCUUCCACCAUGGGCUGACCUCCAGAAGCCUCAGGACCUUGGGUGGGGGGGAGAACCAGAGGCAGCAGAAAGCAUCUUCCUCAGCCUCGGCAUCAAACGGCAAGCAAUGAUUAAGCACCUUUGGUGUGCCUGGCCCAAGGAAAGAGCCCCUGCAUCACCCCCACGGCAGGGCUUCUGCCGGAGGAGGAAGUGGGGCUCGGGUAGGCCACCCUGCAGAGCUUUAGAGCGAGCCAAUAAAGCCCUUGUGCUAAACA
This is a messenger RNA of Dromiciops gliroides (monito del monte), 3603 nucleotides long. RefSeq names its product Bardet-Biedl syndrome 1 (gene BBS1). Gene Ontology annotation, cellular component: BBSome; axoneme; centrosome. The transcript has 17 exons. Gene Ontology annotation, molecular function: smoothened binding; patched binding. Bases 1045 to 2904 code for a protein of 619 amino acids. Gene Ontology annotation, biological process: non-motile cilium assembly; protein localization to cilium. The record is from RefSeq and is a predicted model, not a curated record. NCBI's taxonomy places the organism in Eukaryota, Metazoa, Chordata, Mammalia, Microbiotheria, Microbiotheriidae.